Phaeodactylum tricornutum CCAP 1055/1 is the source of this 348-nucleotide messenger RNA. RefSeq lists its product with no specific name. The transcript has a single exon. Gene Ontology annotation, biological process: cytoplasmic translational elongation. The record is from RefSeq and is a predicted model, not a curated record. NCBI's taxonomy places the organism in Eukaryota, Bacillariophyta, Bacillariophyceae, Surirellales, Neidiaceae. Bases 1 to 348 code for a protein of 115 amino acids. Gene Ontology annotation, molecular function: structural constituent of ribosome. Gene Ontology annotation, cellular component: ribosome; cytosolic large ribosomal subunit.
AUGAAACAUCUCGCCGCGUACCUGUUGCUCCAGUUGGGGGGCAACGCGAGUCCCACUAAGGAUGAUAUUACUCAGGCUUUGAGUGCUGUGGGUGUGGAAGUGGACGGGGCCGAUUUGGACCGAAUGUUGGCCGAUUUGGAAGGUCAGGAUUUGGAAGCCCUGCUCGAAUCCGGCAACGCACUGCUCGCCACCUUUGGAGGCGGUGGUGGUGGCGGGGGAGCCGCGGCAGCCGGAGGCGAAGCCGCUGUUGAAGAAAAAGUGGAAGAAAAGGAAGAGGAAGAAGAAAUGGACCUCGGUGGUGGUAUGGAUAUGUUUGGCGCAGAGGAAGGUGGCGGUGGCGAUUACUAA